AUGUCCGGUCGCACGCUCGGCGGUGGGCGCAUCCUGGGCAGCGGCAAGGGCCUCGCACCACCCACCCCUCCCGCCAGCAAUGGGAUCCCUCAUCCUCAGCGCUCCGUCAGUCCCUUUGCUCCGAGGUCCGAAAGCACCGUCUCGAUCGGCUCGGUGUCCAUGUCCCCGCCUGCGACAGGGAGCUCGCCCGAUGCUUUCUUUUCGCAGCAGGACCUCGGAUCCAGCAUCAGCGUUGGCGCUACAUCCAAAGGAGCAGCAGCCGACAGCUCGGCGCUGGUGUGCCCGAUAUGCAACGAAGAGAUGAUGACACUGCUACAAUUAAACCGACACAUCGACGACAACCAUCAGGAGCUACCAGAGGAGGAACAAGACGAAGUAAAGACUUGGUUCGACAAACAGGUCUCGAAAGCGAAGCGAUUCCAGCCUUUGUCCUUGAUCAACCAGAAGCUGCGCGGCCUCGAGGUCUUUGAGUCAAACGAGAUCUCACCAGCACCUGUACCGCAUCAUGGGCCGGUCGCAGCUGGGAAGCUACCUCUCGAAGGAGCGGUUGACCCAGACGAACUCAUCACGCGGAAACAUUGGCAGCGCACAACGAUGGACGAUCACUGUACGGACCCGGCAUGCGGACGAAAUCUUGGUCCCAUCACCGGCAGUAUCAAUUGUCGGCAUUGUGGACUGCUCUUCUGCGAGGAACAUACCAUGUAUCAGAUGAAGCUCAGUCGGAGCGCGAAGCAUGAGCCUGUUCGAGGAUACUGGGCGCGGGUUUGCGAGACGUGUUACAAAUCAAGAGAAGGAUAUAAUGACCAUAAUGGCCUGGUGGUGGACCACACGAGCGCUUUCGCCGCCAUUCGAAGGGAACGGGUGGAGCGGCACACAUUGGAAGUUUCCAGGCUGGAAAAGAGACUGACCAAGCUGACACAAAUACUGGCCAACCCACCAGAGCGCCUGGCAUCCAAUGGAUCGAUACUCUCGCCAGUCACCAAUCUGGCUGGCCAGAAAAAUACAAGGAAACUGCUCGAGCAGUCGGUUGUCACCUGGGAAGACGACAGCACGGUCCCGAAAUGCCCGUGGUGUCAGCAAGAAUUCGGCUCGUGGACUUUUAGAAGGCACCAUUGUCGGAUUUGCGGUCGUGUGGUGUGCGCGGAUCCGCAGACGGCAUGUUCAUCAGAGGUUGGACUGAGCGUGGCAGCUGGUGGGAAGAACGGCUCGACGGAGAAGUCGGAAUCGACGGUCGGUAUAGACGUGAGAAUGUGUCGCGAUUGCAAGCACACAAUCUUCUCGUCGCGCGAGUUUGCGGUGUCGUUAGCACAUAAACCCCCCGACCAACGUGCGUACGAGACGCUUCGCCAAUUCGAACGGGGCAUCCGAUCACUACUGCCCACCUUUCACCGCACUCUGCUGGCAUUACAGCCUCAAACCACGAGCUCGGGUGAAGUGGACCUCUCGAAGCCGCCGCCGACUCAUGCCCAGAUCCAAGAAGCUGCCAAAAUACGGAAACGCUUGGUCGAUAGCUUUAGUAAAUACGGCUUGGCGGCGAAACGGAUGCGUGAUCUCGAGGGCGGACCGCAGCAGAAGAAGCUGCAAAUGGGCGUGUAUACAUACGCGAGCUCCUUUCUGCACGUCAACAUGUUACCUCUGAAGUCGCUGCCUUCACUCCUCCGCUCGUCGUCCAGGACAUCGCAGCCAGCAAGGCUCAUGUCCCCGAGCGGCAAUGGCCCAUCCGGUCUGCGGCAUUCACAGGUCGCCACACCGUCCGACCUGCAGUCCGACGUGUCAGAAGACCAAGCCAGCACCAUCGUGUCCACUCUGGAGUCGGAGGAGAAGACGCUCAGGGAGCGGCUCGUCGUGCUGGAGGAGCAAAAAUUCAUGGUCGAGGAGAUGCUGCGCGGUGCAACGAAGGGUCGGCGAUUCGAGGAGAUCAGCGCAUUGACGCGGAACCAAGAGGAGCUGGACGCUGAGAUUAGCGACGUCCGAGGCAAAGUGGGCGAGUUGGAAGACCGCUUUGCAGGUGUCUACACGGAUGCCGGCUGA
Messenger RNA from Emericellopsis cladophorae, 2031 nucleotides. RefSeq names its product Vacuolar segregation protein-like protein. The record is from RefSeq and is a predicted model, not a curated record. The transcript has a single exon. Gene Ontology annotation, biological process: DNA repair. NCBI's taxonomy places the organism in Eukaryota, Fungi, Ascomycota, Sordariomycetes, Hypocreales, Bionectriaceae. Gene Ontology annotation, molecular function: metal ion binding; DNA binding. Bases 1 to 2031 code for a protein of 676 amino acids.